Molecule: messenger RNA, 2148 nt
Organism: Sodiomyces alkalinus F11
Lineage: Eukaryota; Fungi; Ascomycota; Sordariomycetes; Glomerellales; Plectosphaerellaceae
Exons: 5
Coding region: 1-2148 (715 amino acids)
Source: RefSeq, a predicted model, not a curated record
AUGGGAAGAAAACGGAGGUCGUCCAAUUCCACCGUCGCAACGGUCGACGAGGAUAGGAUUAAGUACGCCGAAGAGACCAGCGUGCUCAAGCUUCCGUCCCCAGACGAGAAUGAUUGGGACAAGACAUAUGUUCUGGAGGAUGUCACCAUAUACGGCAAGGACGGUCAGCUGGCCGACCUUCUAUAUGUGUCCUUCCUUGGGCCGGUCACUGUACGCGGCUUCAUCAGAGCAGAGGGCGACCAGGCGAACCGAUUUAUCAAGCGCACCACCAAAUCCGCCUAUAUCGAGAUACGAAACUGCGGCACUUACUCGGUGGGUAUCGGCGAAGGUGCAGAGAAGACACCGUGCGUUUGGGCUGCGGGACGCUGCGGUUGGUACGAAAUCCGACCACCGUCGAUCGAGUACACUCCCAUCUACACCAAGAUGGCCGAGGCUGUUUCGCUUUACUACAACAUGCUCGACGUUCACAUGGCGUUCGAAGAACCUUACAGGAGGAAAAAGGGCAAGAAGAUGAGCCGCGCAGAGAUCUAUGAUCGGCUGGACCCGGACACCAUGUUUUUCAAGGUGCGCAUGAUUCCCGCAUACCUCGUAGAUCAAUAUUUGCCGGAGCUGUUUGCCGUGAAUGCCGGGGACGGAUCGGUAUACCAAGAGGUUGUCGCCUCUUGUGACGAACAUGCACCGUUCCUCAUUUCCCAUUUCUACGAAGAGGACAAAAGCUACUUCGACUGGGAGCCGACAACGUUAUUCAAGUGGCUUACAUCGAGGCAUCCGAAACUUACCCACAAAGUCCUGGAAAACGAGAGGAAGAAGCUGAACCCCGCUGUCGUCGGAAAGGUCGAGCCCGAACAGGUUGUGACCAAUAUUGAUGAUCCCCCGGCUCAUAAAUCCCUAGCCAAAUCGACGCAACGUACCUCCGUGCAACCAAAGGACAGUUCCGAACCCGAAGUCGCUUCGCGCGACUUUGCCUCGAAACGGGGCAGUCGCCAAUCGAGAAAACCCGAAGAGACGAUUAACUUGACAAGCACAUCCCCUGCGCCACAGCCCAUGGACAUCGACCCUGGUCCCCCCGUUCCACUCAAACCCGAUGACGAGGGAGCGUCGGCAGCUCCUGUGGCAGGUCGUGACGGUCUUUCACCAGUGGUCAGAUGUCUCGUAGACGGCAUUGAAGAAAUCAGACGUGGCCUGGAUAAACCGACAACUGCCGUUUCCAAAUCCAAAAUUUGGUCAAAAUUAUACUACAAUCACAAGAUCAAGCACUACAACGCGGCACCCGAGAUGGUGGCGUACUAUGCGCCCGAGUUGCUUGCUGAACUGGACGCCCAAUUGUGGGCUGGGUCAAGCUUCUACAACUACCUCCUAGAUGCGGCCAAGAAGGAGCGUCGCCCUCCAGAAUUAUUCCAUCCGGACACUGUCAUAGAACAGCUCGCCAGGCGGGGGAAGAAGACGGUUACCGCUCCCACGACUGAACCGUCUACUGCCAAGCGCCCUUGGGCCGCCGCACACAAUGACUCAACACUCGAGACGCCUCCACGGCGAACACGGGGCCGGCCGUCUGGCAAGACGUCCAGUCUCCGUCCCUCGAGCAAGAGACCCCUCGCCUCAGACGAAGCUUCGGAGUCGAGUUACCGAGCUGCGAAGUCGGCCAAGACGCUACAUAUCUUGGGCGACGACGAGGACGAGGCCUUGGAUGAGGCAGGGCAAGCAGACAUCGCCGGCGACGAACGAGAACCCGAGAAAGCCCCCACCGAAGGCAUCGCCCCGGUCAAGGUCGUCAUCCGGGCCGAGAAGCUGCCGGAUGAUACACCCAAAGGCCCCAACAGCGCAUGGGUCUGCGACGAAGACGACGAAUGUCCCUUUGUUGAGCGGAACCCAGAAGACAGCGAUGGCAGGCAGAGAAUACAACAGCACAUAAAGCAAGUGCAUCGCGACGAAGAUGAAGAUCAGGAGGAGAGAAUCAACCUGGCCAUGUUAGAAAGCAGCAGAGGCCACCUGCCGAUAGAUACAUGGAGGCGCAUCAACCUGUGUGAGCCUGGCCUAGAGUCCAGUGCCUCGCAUGAGACUGUCUGGGAAAUUCUCCCAACUGUCCGCGACCAUUCUCAUCAUACCGAUUCAAAAAGAAAAACCGAAAUCGAAAAGAACAGGCUCUAA